Molecule: messenger RNA, 1832 nt
Organism: Glycine soja
Lineage: Eukaryota; Viridiplantae; Streptophyta; Magnoliopsida; Fabales; Fabaceae
Product: chaperone protein DnaJ-like
Exons: 3
Coding region: 133-1278 (381 amino acids)
Cellular component (GO): cytosol
Molecular function (GO): protein-folding chaperone binding
Source: RefSeq, a predicted model, not a curated record
UCUUCCUCUGGAUAUUGUGUAACCUUUCUUCUUCUUGUCUUUUCUUCAUCCCUCUUACAAUAAUAUAUCUUGUUUAAUUUUCCUCCCUUUCUGCUCCUCCAAACCCCUCUUCCCCUAGCUAGCUCAAAUCCAAUGGGAGAUCACCCACGUUCUCAACCAUUGGAUUUGCACCACCUCUUUAAGAUUAAAAAUAAAUCCUUGAAAGACGUUAGCAAGGCUUACAAAUCGCUUGUAUCCAAAAGACACCACCAUGACAAGAAAAACCCCGAGGAGCCAAUAACACCCCCAAGGUUUGAGGAAAAUGAUAAUAAAAGAGUGGAUGAAGACAUUUGGAGUCCUAAAUUUUUGUCAAGGGCUGCAAGUAGAAGAUCUAAAACACCAACACUAAAAUCAAGGCCUAUGUCAAGGCAUGGAAGCAGGCGAUGCACAACACCAACCUCUCUAUCAAGAAGUUCUUCUAGUUCUGGUCGAAGGAGUGCCACCGAAAUUGCUGCAUCAUCUCUCAAAAGGAUUAUGAGCAGAAGGGGUUCCCCGGCUUCUUUGUCAAGUAAGUUGAACAUCUCUGAACCUAAGUUAACCAACCAUGUAGCGUCUCCAACAAAAGAUGCAGAUGCAUGCUUAAAGACCACCCGAAAGCCUGAAUACAUCCCUGCAGUCUCUCUGUCAAGCAAUCUGAGUUGUAGGUUAACAACACCUAUCAUAUUUUCACAGACAACAGCUAGAAGGAAACCCCCAGAAGUUGAGAGAAAGCUGCAUUGCACGCUCGAGAAUUUAUGCUUUGGAUGCAUAAAAAAGAUUAAAGUUACUAGAGAUGUCAUCAAAUAUCCCGGGGUAAUUAUCCAAGAAGAGGAGAUUUUGAAAAUUGAGGUGAAGCCGGGAUGGAGAAAAGGAACAAAGAUUACAUUUGAAGGAGUAGGUGAUGAGAAACCUGGAUACCUCCCUUCUGAUAUAGUAUUCUUGAUUGAUGAAAAAAAGCACCCUUUGUUUAGGAGAGAAGGCAAUGAUUUGGAAAUAUGUGUUGAGAUUCCUCUAGUAGAUGCACUAACAGGCUGCUUCAUAUCAAUCCCUCUAUUAGGAGGGGAGAAUAUGGGUUUGUCAUUCGAGAAUAAUGUCAUAUACCCAGGAUAUGAGAAGGUUAUCAAAGGUCAAGGAAUGCCAAACCCCAAAAAUAACGGGAUAAGAGGUGAUCUUCAUGUCAAAUUCUUCAUUGAAUUCCCCACAGAAUUAAGUGAAGAACAACGGAAAGAAGCUGCUAGUAUCCUGCAAGAUUGUUGCUAAUGACCAUAGUUGUAUGCAGAUGCACAAAUUUGCCAAGACAGAGGACAAAGAGGUAUUUUAUUAUCAGUUAAAAAAAAAUUUGAUAUCAUGCAUGCAUAGUCAGUCCUAUCCAGCCCAACAUCACCAAUAGUACUGAAGCACAACAAUAAUGGAUGCAUUUCGUGCCGCGAGAAUGGAUUUCGUGCACUUGAGCUUCCAUAUGGGGGAGGUCAGGGCUGUUGAAAAAGAAAGGGAACUUCCAUCAGUGCUCCCUUGAUGUUGUCUUUGACAAAUGGAAGAUCUUUGGAUUGCUUUCUUCCAGACCGAAUAUGUAUCUUGUCAACUUGCCUAGCUACAAGCACAGUUUGCACCAUUCAAGGCCAAAGCCGGGAUACAGAAUGCAACAUCUACAUUAUUAUCACUAGGUUACCGACUCGUAGGAGUACAUAACUGUUACUUGACCAAAUAUUUGAGAUCAGUGUCUCCAAAGAUAUAAUUUAUGUAUCUAUCUAUAACAAUAGUCAUCAAAUGUAACAACUUUUCACCAGGUCUCUGUUACUUCAGCUUCUGCUAUA